Messenger RNA from Penicillium riverlandense, 1854 nucleotides. RefSeq lists its product as uncharacterized. NCBI's taxonomy places the organism in Eukaryota, Fungi, Ascomycota, Eurotiomycetes, Eurotiales, Aspergillaceae. The transcript has a single exon. The record is from RefSeq and is a predicted model, not a curated record. Bases 1 to 1854 code for a protein of 617 amino acids.
AUGGCAGCCAGUCAAAUUCCCUAUCUUCCUCCAGCCAUCCGCCUCUCGCCCGCCCAUUCUCGAACAAACUCGCGUUCUACCUCCCCCGAGAGAAACCCGGCCGCGCUCUACCAGAAAAUCGACCCCCUCUUGAGCAACCUCUCCCCCGAAUCCACCCUUCACGCCCUCACCUCCACGGAAGCCGUGCCGACGAAUGAGAAACGCGCCCAUGAUAUCUUGUCACAAAGUAUUUCCCAGGUGUCCCCCGCGGAACGGGCCCUGGGGAUUCGCGCCGCGGUAGCCGCCCAGAACUUGGCUCUCUGGCUCGACGAGGUACAGUCGUGGGGAUGGCCGAGUCCGAACGAGGCAAAGGCGGGAAAGGGCUUUGAUCCUCCUAUCGCUGAGCCUCCUCUAGAUCCUGGGCAUGGGGAGUCCUCUUCUUCAUUCCAUGUUAGCAGCACCGAGGUCGAAUAUUAUGGGAGUUUGCCGGCGGAGGUGGUGGAGCAAUAUGAAACACGAAUUGAAGAAAUUCGCGAUGGAAUGGACGAUCUCAACGUGGAGGAAUUGAAGGAGCAUGUGCUCAGUGCCCACAUUCCAGCCCGGUCGAGACCCUCCUCCAACAACAGCAGCGUGUCUAUACCUCCGCCGCUCAGCUAUGUCCAGCUGAGUGAUUUCACCGCCGUCAUUACAACUACCAUCCUGCGCGCCCUGCCGUUCUUGUCCAAGUUGAAUAGCCUCCUAUCAACAUGGGAUGUCCGCCUACUGGUCCUGCGCCAGAUUCCUGGUCUUCUAAGGGAGCUGCACCUUACCCGGGCUGCUUUGGAUUCCUCGCUAAAGGAAUUACGGACCAUUGAUCUGUCUGAUACCACCCAGGCUCCGUUUUCAAGCUCUGAACUGCACUCUCAACAUGUCAAACUCGAGUCGGCCGUUGUCGCUGUCGGUAGACGCAUGGAUCGCGUUUUGGAUGCGUUGGAAGGUCGUCAGGAUUCAUUGCCGGAGUGUUGGAUCGAUGAUCUGGAAGGCGUCGAGUCUGAUUUUGCUGCGUGGGUGGUGGAGGCGGAGAGAUAUAAUAUUCGCGCAGAAUGGUUGCAGAAACAGCCUGCGGUGGAUGAAAUGCCUGGGCCAUCUGAGCCUGAGCCUGAAGAACAGGAAAAUAGUGUUCAUGAGAUGGAGGCUAUUGAGGAGGAGCCUGCUGAGGAGGAGACCAUUGAGAGCGCGUCUACUGAAAAUGAUUCCAUUGAGCAAGAGCCCCAACGGGUUUCUGAAAUAUCUCUCGAGCACACUGCCCAGCAACCGGUUGAGCAACCAGCUGCUCAGACAGAGCAGGAAUCAAUUGUUUCCCAUUCUGAUGCUCCGGAUAUUCCGAUACUUGAGUAUCAAUCGCCAUCCGAUAGCCCACCAGAUGUGGGGAUACCUGGCAUCGUCGUCAACAAGGAAGACACUCCUGAGGAACAACCUUCUACUGCAGUUGCAGAGGACCAGCGUACUCCAACACAAAUGGAAUUUCUCCCAGAACGAUCUGCGAAUGCCGGAGAACAACAAACCCCAACUCCGUCAACAACCCAGCGAUCUAUUCCCGUCCAGGAAAACAAGGAAAAUAUUCCUCCGCUCAAUUUCAAACAACAAAAACCAGGGACACCAUCCUUCGAUCAGUCAUCUCCAGUGAAACCGGUUGCUCUAUCUGAGCACAAAGAAUUGGCUGAGGACCGCUUCACUCAGUCACAGGCCUCUGGACGUGAGGUGCCAUCCGUUGAUAAACCUGAUGACGUUCAUACGGACUUGGUAUCCAGCAAUGAGGCGAAAGGUGCAAUCGACAUUGAUGCUCACCAAGAGACGACCGCCGAGAUGAACUCCCCCAGACUCCGCUUUCAUUAA